AGAUGAAAAAGAUAAUUAUCUAUAAUAAAUAUGAAAAAAUCUCAACCAUUGAAAGUGGAGAGAUGAAUGGUUAAGAUUUUGUCUAAGUGUGGUGUGUAAGGCUUGUGUGUGAAUGGACCCUUCCUCAUAUAUAAGAUUUUGACAAGACUUGUAUGUAAAUGGAUCCCUAGUCUCUCUCUCUCUCUCUCUCUCUCUCUCUCUCUCUCUCUCUCUAUAUAUAUAUAUAUAUAUAUAUAUGUAUUGAACUUCAACAAGGAAUUUUGUUUAAAAUCCUUUUUGAAAUGUCCAGAAUGCCUUGACCGAUCCUCAAUGCAUUAAGACUCCUGCCGUCGCUGAGAUGUAAGCAUUCCAGAGUGUUUGUUGAAGUAAACACUUAACAGUUACUUAUAGUUUUCUUUUAUGGCUUCCACAUUGCUAUUGUUUUCUCUCUUUUUUUCUUUGUUCAGUUGUGUAUUUCAUCAUUUUAGUUCUUUUGAACGAGUUCUUCUUUUUUUUCAAUUACAGAUGGAUGAAUCUGCAGGACUAGAGGCAGAAUAUUACCACAAAAACAACAGGGUCUAUUGCUGGAAGGGUAUCCAUUUUUCAGCUUGGCAGGACUUGGAAGGGUUUUCUAGAUUAUGAUCAUUCACACAACCAAGAUAUUUUUAACAUAAAAUCAACUUAGCCUAACUGAAAAUUACAUGGUUUCAUUCAGCUUACUGAACAUGGCAUCAAAGGAGUUGUACCUUUUGAACUUCUCCCACCUGAUUUACAAUCAAAGUUCAAAGGUAAACCAAACGAUAGGACAAAACGUUCCAAAAAAGAAGAGACGAAGAGUGCCCCUUAUCAGAUUGCAACACCUGCAAGUGAGAAUGAUGGGGAGGGAGUCAGUGCAGAGGUUGAAACCUCAGCUGCACCAAUGGACACUGACAGCAUUGCUUCAGCUGCUAAUAGUUCCCAGAAUGAGAGAAGUACUCCUACACCAGAUGAACAAAAACAAAGCUGCGACAUGGAUAUAUGUCAAGAGUCUGGCCAUUUAGAAGCAGAUACUGAAGUGGAGGCAGGGGUGAUACAUAUCGAGACAGAUGCAGAGGUUGAGGUGGACACUGCAGGAUGACUUUUGAAUUUGGAAGACAUUUCUCCAUGCUAGUUACUAACUAAUUGAUGAUGCUCUUGAUAACUUGUGAUUGAUAAGUAUAACUAGAACAGACAAAAAUGAAAAAAUAUAUAUAUUUUUAAAUCUUUUACUCUGGUCAAUUUGUAUCUCUGACAAGGUUGUCUUUGUACUUAAAUCCAGCCCUUUCGUUUUUAAUUUUUUUGCCAUCGUCCAGCCUUUUUCUCUGAAAAGAUUCACUUGUCCAAAUGAAACAAUAUCAGGUCA
This is a messenger RNA of Rubroshorea leprosula, 1360 nucleotides long. The record is from the annotation of a GenBank genome assembly. NCBI's taxonomy places the organism in Eukaryota, Viridiplantae, Streptophyta, Magnoliopsida, Malvales, Dipterocarpaceae.